AAUAGUCGAUGGCUGAGAUCUGCUCUAGCAGCUGUGAAAAAAUAUUGCAAUAGUUAAAGUGGAAUUCCAGGCAUAAAAAAUCAUGGCCAGCCCUCGAACUCGACGUGUUUUAGCAGAAUUGAAACCGAGCGACGAAAAUAAUAGAUGCUUUGAAUGUGGGGCACAUAACCCUCAAUGGGUUUCUGUUACAUAUGGAAUAUGGAUUUGCCUCGAAUGCUCAGGAAAGCACAGAGGUCUUGGAGUUCAUUUAUCUUUUGUACGUUCCGUUUCGAUGGAUAGAUGGAAAGAUAUUGAGUUGGAAAAGAUGAAAGCUGGGGGCAACAGGAAGGCUCGUGAAUUUUUUGAAUCUCAGCCUGACUGGGACGAUGCAAUGACUAUUUCUCAGAAAUAUAACACAAAAGCAGCUGCGCUCUAUAGGGAUAAGAUUGCUACAACUGCCAAAGGAGAACCAUGGAGUCCUUCCACUUCUAGCGCCAAAGACUUUGUGAGCAGUUCUUUUUAUGAAAGCAAACAAGAACAUAGUUCCUCCUAUCAGAGCGAUCAAGGAGGCACUUAUGAAAAUUUUAACACACCAGGUUUCAAGGCUCAAACAGAAUCAUUCUUUAACAGAAAGCAAAACGAAAAUUCAACUCGUCCUGAUCACAUUCCACCAAACCAAGGAGGAAAAUAUGGAGGGUUCGGCUACCAAAUGGAACCACCACCAAAAAGUUCUUCUCAAGAAUUUUUUGAUACUGCCGUGUCUUCCUUAGCAAGCGGCUGGUCCGUAUUUUCUUCAUCAGCGACUAAAAUAGCCAGCAAAGCCACCGAGAAUGCUAUUAAAAUUGGAGGAUUCGCUUCGCAAAAGGUUCGAGAAGGUACUCUUUUGGAAGAAGUGGGUUCACAAGUGAAUAACUUAGCUGCCAAGGUUGGAGAUUUAGGAAGGAGAGGAUGGGGCGAUAUUAGCGGGAGCAAUACUUCUGAACAGCAUCGCUACAGUACUCAAGAGAAUUAUCAAAAUUCUAACAGUUAUCAGGACAGUAUUAACAGAAACGAACAUUCCAGUGAAAAGUCGUCACUUGUCUCUGGUUCUAAUCUUAAAUCGAGUGCUUCAUCGACAAAUUCACCUGCGCACGAUUGGGAUUGGGAAUCAAAGCCACGAUCGAUUUCCGAAGCAUCUGUAGAAAGCAAAUCGUCAACAACCAGACGAGUGAAGGAAAAGCAAACUAAAGAAGAAUCGCUGAUGAAUUUCGAAAAAGAAAGUUCGGGAACAGUAUAUACUUCAAAACUAGAAGAAGAUGCUUGGGAAAUAUUGAAGGAUUAGUCCUCGUAGCUCAAAAAUUGGGAUGCGAUUUUCUUUUCAAGAGAAAUAACUUUUCUGUGGUUCAUCAAAUAUUAUAAAUAUGCUUUGAUUUUUCGCUAAUCGAACCGGUGACCGCAAGAAAUUGAAUAUUGCAUUUAUAUCGUAUUACAAAAGCCGAAAUGUACAUAAGAUUCCAUAAGAUUCUCUACUUAUCGAAUACAGAAAAAGCAACUCGAAAUGAAAUCUUUGACUUACAGUUGUAUGAAAAAUAAAGUCUGACGUUAUAUUGGAUGUUACUAGAUGUGAAAAUGUUAGUGUUUAUAGUGGAAUUUACUCCCCUGACUUUGAUCAUCGGGAAUCCUGUUUGUUUUUUUAAAUAAGGAAUACGGUUAGAAAAUUGUAUUAUUAUACUCGACCAUAAUUGUAUGUAUAUCUCCUUCAUAUUGUUUUUUAUUAUUAGUAGAGAAUAUUGACUGUGCAAUUGCAGUUAAAGAAAAAAGAAAGACAAAUAAAACUGACUUAAUACUAUGAGCAAUAGAGGAUUUAUAAAUAACACAUAGCAUUAUAUGUAAGGUAUCCAAUUGAUUAGAUAGGAAAUGAAGAAGGGGUAAUAAAUCAAUAUAAAUAUCAUAAAUUAAUUCAGUAUAAAUACGUAGUUAUGGAUAAGUAGAUAAAAAUACUGAUGUAUGAGUGGAAUUUUGAAUUUUAAACCAAUUAUUGAGAAGGAAAUUUUAGAAUAUUUUACUAUUUGAAUUAAAAUACUCUAGGGAACUAGAUUGUCUAAUUAUGGAAUGUUUUUCUGAAAAUUUUGGCGAGUUCUUAUUAAAUUGAGAACCUUAAUAUACAUAAUUAAUUGGAUGAGGUUGAAAAUUGUUUAUGGAAAUAAGGAAAGUACUGUGUCAAUGGCAAUUAUAGUUAAUUCCGUGUGGUGUAUUCUCGCAUAGUAUCCUGUUCAUUGAUCUCUUCUGGAAUAACGUGCAGUUUUAAAGUUCAGAGGCACAAAUGAGAAAUAAAUGUCAAGUAU
This is a messenger RNA of Belonocnema kinseyi, 2303 nucleotides long. It is a transcript of the gene ArfGAP1, whose product is annotated as ADP-ribosylation factor GTPase-activating protein 1. The record is from RefSeq and is a predicted model, not a curated record. NCBI's taxonomy places the organism in Eukaryota, Metazoa, Arthropoda, Insecta, Hymenoptera, Cynipidae. Gene Ontology annotation, molecular function: GTPase activator activity. The transcript is spliced from 8 exons. Gene Ontology annotation, cellular component: Golgi membrane. Bases 83 to 1300 code for a protein of 405 amino acids. Gene Ontology annotation, biological process: regulation of ARF protein signal transduction; regulation of endocytosis.